This is a messenger RNA of Xyrauchen texanus (razorback sucker), 4509 nucleotides long. Its product is annotated as gastrula zinc finger protein XlCGF57.1-like. The transcript is spliced from 4 exons. Gene Ontology annotation, biological process: central nervous system development; regulation of transcription by RNA polymerase II. NCBI's taxonomy places the organism in Eukaryota, Metazoa, Chordata, Actinopteri, Cypriniformes, Catostomidae. Bases 339 to 1637 code for a protein of 432 amino acids. Gene Ontology annotation, molecular function: DNA-binding transcription activator activity, RNA polymerase II-specific; RNA polymerase II cis-regulatory region sequence-specific DNA binding. Gene Ontology annotation, cellular component: nucleus. The record is from RefSeq and is a predicted model, not a curated record.
CGUCAUACGUCUGCUCCCGCAGUCUGCUGUUUCUGGUGGAGGUUUGUUUUCAACAUUUAAGGUCUGUCGCUACCAAAUCAAUUCAGUAAUAAAUGCUCUGAAUAUUCCUGUCAUCUUUGAAUUGAAGAAGAGUUUCCAGAAGAGCAGGACAAACUUCAAGUGUGUCAACAAUUUCUGACAUAUUACUGCAAAGAUGGAUUUUAUUAAAGAGGAGAGAGAGGACAUGGGUUAUCCAGAACCACACAGAGUGAAAGAUGAAGAAACUGAGGAACAAAUAGGUUUUUGGACACUUGGAUUACAAAAGACCAGCAUCCCAGAUGCUGUAACCUUUUAUUCCUAUGUUGUUUCAAUUAUACCCAGACCUGAUGCUUGUGAAAGAGGAAUGUCAAGAACAUGAUGAAGUGGAAGAGAUACAUCAGUAUCAGCCAUCAAGUAAUUCUGAAAAUAAUUCUUCACAUAAAAGUCAAGAAAAAAGAGCCAAAAAAUCUUAUACCUGCCCUCAGUGUGGAAAGAGCUUCAAACAAAAAGGAAACCUUAAGAAUCACAUAAAAAUUCACACUGGAGAGAAGCCUUUCACAUGCCUUCAGUGUGGAAAGAGUUUCAUACGUGCAGACAGCCUUAUGGAGCACAUGCGAAUUCACUCUGGAGAAAGGCCAUUCAUAUGCCCUCAGUGUGGAAAGAGUUUCACACGUAAAGCUCAUCUUAACAGUCAUGCAAGAAUUCACGCUGAAGAGAAGCCUUUUAAGUGCCUCCAGUGUGGAAAGAGUUUCACACGUGAAGUUCAUCUUAAGAGUCACACAAGUGUUCACGCUAAAGAGAAGCCCUACACGUGCCUCCAGUGUGGAAAGAGUUUUACACGUGCAGACAGCCUUAAGAAGCACAUGAGAAUUCACACUGGAGAGAAGCCUUCCGAAUGCCUUCAGUGUGGACUGAGUUUCACACAAAAAGGAAACCUUAAUAAACACAUAAAAAUUCACACCGGAGAGAAGCCUUACAUAUGUCUUCAGUGUGGACAGAGUUUCACACAAAAAGGAAACCUUAAGUAUCACAUAAAAAUUCACACUGGAGAGAGGCCAUUCACAUGCCUUCAGUGUGGAAAGAGUUUCAUACGUCCAGACAGCCUUAUGCAACACAUGAGAAGGCACUCUGGAGACAGGCCUUUCAUAUGCCCUCAGUGUGGAAAGAGUUUCACACGUAAAGCUCAUCUUAAUAGUCAUGCAAGAAUUCACGCUGAAGAGAAGCCUUUCACAUGCCUCCAGUGUGGAAAGAGUUUCACACGUGAAGUUCAUCUUAAGAGUCACACAAGUGUUCACGCUAAAGAGAAGCCUUUCACGUGCCUCCAGUGUGGAAAGAGUUUUACACGUUCAGACAGCCUUAAGAAGCACAUGAGCAUUCACACUGGGAAAGCCUUGAGUAGUGCCAGCGACUUGAAAAUGCAUCAAAGAAUCCAUAUUGGAGAAAAACCUUACAAGUGUUCACAUUGUGAAAAGAGUUUCAGUCGGCCAGGAGUUUUGAAAGUGCAUGAGAGAGUCCAUACUGGAGAGAAGCCAUACCACUGCCAUAUAUGUGGAAAGAGCUUUAGCCAAUCAGGUCAUCUACUGGUUCAUUUAAAAAGGUGUCAUGGAAAGUCACAGUGAGCAAAGUUCCUCUUCACUUGCAGGGAAUAGUUUUAAAUUCAGAAAAUCCCAAAGAUAGAAUUCAGUGGUGCAACAAGGAUCUUAUGGGCCCCAGUUCAAUGUGCCUUUUCAUGACGAUAUACAGUGCAUCCGGAAAGUAUUACAUAAGUUAAUAAGUUACAGCCUUAUUCCAAAACAGAUUAAAAUCAUUAUUUUCCUCAAUUCUACAAACAACAACCCAUAAUGACAACAUGAAAGAAGUUUGUUUGAAAUGUAUUAAAAAUAAAUAAUUUUAAAAAAAAUCACAUGUACAUAAGUAUUCACAGCCUUUGCCAUGACACUCAAAAUUGAGUUCAGGUGCAUCCUGUUUCCACUGAUCAUCCUUGAGAUGUUUCUACAACUUGAUUGGAGUACAUCUGUGGUAAAUUCAGUUAAUUGGACAUGAUUUGGAAAGGCACAAACCUGUCUAUAUAAGGUCCCACAGUUAACAGUGUAAACCGAGCAAUGAAGUCCAAUGAAUUGUCUGUAGACCCCUGAGACUGGAUUGUAUUGAGGCACAGUUCUGGGGAAGGGUACAGAUAAAUUUAUGCAGCAUUGAACGUCCCAAUGAGCACAGUGUCCUUCAUCAUCUGUAAUUGGAAGAAGUUUGGAAGUGCCAGGACUCUUCCUAGAGCUGGCCGUCCGGCCAAACUGAGCGAUCGGGCUAAAAGGGCCAUAGACAGGGAGGUGACCAAGAACCCGAUGGUCACUCUGACAGAGCUCAAGCGUUUCUCUGUGGAGAGAGGAGAACCUUCCAGAAGAACAACAAUCUCUGCUGCACUCCAUCAAUCAGGCCUGUAUGGUAGAGUGGCCAGACGGAAGCCACUCCUCAUUAAAAGCCACAUGACAGCCCACCUGGAGUUUGCCAAAAGGCACCUGAAGGACUUUCAGACCAUGAGAAACAAAAUUCUCUGUCUGAUGAAACAAAGAUUGAUCUCUUUGUCAUGUCUGGAGGAAACCAGGUACUGCUCAUCACCUGGCCAAUACCAUCCCUAGAGUGGUGGCAACUGGGGCAGUGGUGGCUCAAUGGUUGAGGCUCAGGGUUACUGACCAGAAGGGCGGGGGUUCAAGCCCCAGCACCACCAAGAGCCACUGUUGGGCCCUUGAGCAAGGCCCUUAACUCCAGGCUGCUCCGGGGGGAUUGUCCCUGUAAUAAGUGCACUGUAAGUCGCUUUGGAUAAAAGCAUCUGCCAAAUGCAUAAAUGUAAAUGUAGAGUGAAGCAUGGUGGUGGCAGCAUCAUGCUGUGGGGAUGUUUUUUAGCGGCAGGAACUGGGAGACUAGUCAGGAUCAAGGGAAAGAUGAAUCAGCAAUGUACAGAGACAUCCUUGAUGAAUUCCUGCUCUAGAGCGCUCUGGACCUCAGACUGGGGCGAAGGGUCAUCUUCCAACAGGACAACAACCCUAAACACACAGCCAAGAUAACAAAGGAGUGGCUAUGGGACAACUCUGUGAAUGUCCUUGAGUAGCCCAGACUUGAACCCGAUUGAACAUCUCUGGAGAGAUCUGAAAAUGGCUGUGCACCGACGCUCCCCAUCCAACCUGAUGGAGCUUGAGAGAGGUCCUGCAAAGAAGAAUGGGAGAAAUUGCCCAAAAAUAGGUGUGCCAAGCUUGUAGCUUCAUACACAAUAAGACUUGAGGCUGUAAUUGGUGUCAAAGGUGCUUCAACAAAGUAUUGAGUAAAGGUUUUGAAUACUUAUGAACAUGUUUUUUUUAUUUUUAAUAAAUUUGCAAAGAUUUCAAACAAACUUCUUUCACAUUUUCAUUACGGGGUAUUGUUUGUAGAAUUUUGUAGAAAAUAAUUAAUUUAAUCCAUUUUAGAAUAAGGCUGUAACAUAACAAAAUGUGGAAAAAGUGAAGCGCUGUGAAUACUUUCCGGAUGCACUGUAUAUGUACAUUGAUUACCAAUCACUACAUAGUACUGGGCAUUUAUUAUUUAGACACGGCACAUCUAACAACUGAUGUUAAUUUGGCUCACAUGCAGGGGGAAUUAACUAGGAAUGAAUUGCACCCACUAAAAGAGCUGUUUUUAACACACUUUCUGCCCUGCUGUAGCGUCUGAUUCUCUAAAGCAAUUAUGCCAAUUAGGUAACACAAUUUGCAUGCCACAAAUAUUUUCAAGUUUUUUAAAAGUUCAGUUAUUCGGUGCAAUAAAUGGCUGUGAGUCAUUCUAUUAUGUUUUUUGUUGACAUGUUAUUACAAUUAAACCGAAGACUGUACAGUUUGAUGAACAUUUUUAAUUAUGUCCCUGUUUUAGAGGGACUAAAUGCCCCCCUUUCUCAAAUCACAAAAUUAUGCGCUUUUUAAUUUUUCUAACAAAAAAUAUAUAGCUUUGUUAUUUAUGACUUUAUAUCCAUACACUUGUUAUGAUUUAUUUUUCUUAAUUUAAGUAAAUUACUCCCUUCAUAUCUCUUUGCUCUUAUGUCAAUUUUUAUCUGUAUUUUGGCAAUUUGGUUUAAUCCCCUUAGUGGUGAAAUGUAAUUAAUUUUUUUCUGUUCUGAAAACUCGUGUCUGUUAUUGGAAUACAAUAAAAAAGAAGUGUGUCUUCUCGUUGGCCAACAACCACUUGAAACAACCAUAAAUAAGGCUUACAGGCUGGUCUCAUUUCUUCUGUUGAUGUUAAUCAGUGUAAUCUUUACCGGCUCGGGAACGCCCUGUCCAUAAAAAGUCUGGAAAAACUUCCAUCAAGAAUAAAGGUAAUGGGUAAUGUGUGUCUACCUCUCCAUUAUGCUGUUUGUUGUAAGGAUAAAUGUGAUGUAAAUUCUGUCAUGUGACACUACAUUUUUGCGUUAAUGCCAUUAUUCUUUCCAGACCAGUUUUUUAUGACAACUGAUGUGUCGACAUAGGAUUAUGCCUA